GGGCGGGCGGUCCGCAGCAGUGCCUGCAGGACCCCGGAGUUGGCGCGGGCUGCCCGGGGAAGCGUCCAGAGGACCCCGCCCGCUAUCCAUGCUGAGGUGAGUCCGCGGGAGCUACCGUCGUCCGUUCUCCGCUGCCGCUCCGCGCGGCCUUGCCGCCAGCCAGGAUGCUGGAGGAAGCAGGCGAGGUGCUGGAGAACAUGCUGAAGGCGUCGUGCCUGCCGCUCGGCUUCAUCGUCUUCCUGCCUGCGGUGUUGUUGCUGGUGGCUCCGCCGCUGCCCGCCGCCGACGCUGCGCACGAGUUCACAGUCUACCGCAUGCAGCAGUACGACCUGCAGGGCCAACCCUACGGCACGCGGAACGCAGUGCUCAACACGGAGGCGCGCACCAUCGAUGCGGAUGUGCUGAGCCGCCGCUGCGUACUCAUGAGGCUGCUGGACUUCUCAUAUGAGCGGUACCAGAAGGCCCUGCGGCAGUCGGCCGGUGCCGUGGUCAUCAUCCUGCCACGGGCCACAGCGGCCGUGCCCCAGGACGUCAUCCGGCAAUUCAUGGAGAUUGAGCCUGAGAUGCUGGCCAUGGAGACCAUCGUCCCCGUAUACUUCGCUGUGGAAGACGAGGCCCUGCUCUCCAUCUACGAGCAGACGCAGGCGGCCUCCACCUCCCAGGGCUCUGCCUCUGCCGCUGAAGUGCUGCUCCACACAGCCACUGCCAAUGGCUUCCAGAUGGUCACCAGUGGGGUCCAGAGCAAGGCCGUGAGUGACUGGCUCAUCACCAGCGUGGAGGGGCGGCUGACGGGGCUGGGUGGAGAGGACCUUCCCACCAUCGUCAUCGUGGCCCACUAUGACGCCUUCGGAGUGGCCCCUUGGCUGUCACACGGCGCUGACUCCAAUGGGAGUGGCAUCUCUGUGCUGCUGGAGCUUGCCCGGCUCUUCUCCAGACUGUACACCUACAAACGCACCCACGCUGCGUAUAAUCUUCUGUUCUUUGCCUCCGGAGGGGGAAAGUUUAACUACCAGGGGACCAAGCGCUGGUUAGAAGACAACCUAGAUCACACAGAUUCCAGCUUGCUCCAGGACAAUGUGGCUUUCGUCCUCUGCCUGGACACUGUGGGCCGGGGGAACAGCCUGCACCUGCAUGUGUCCAAGCCGCCCAGGGAGGGGACACUGCAGCAUGCCUUCCUGCGGGAGCUGGAGAUGGUGGCUGCUCACCAGUUCCCGGAGGUGCGCUUUUCCAUGGUACACAAGAAGAUCAACCUGGCGGAGGACAUCCUGGCCUGGGAGCAUGAGCGCUUUGCCAUCCGCCGGCUGCCCGCGUUCACCCUGUCCCACCUAGAGAGCCACCGUGACGGCCAGCGCAGCAGCAUCAUGGAUGUGCGGUCCCGGGUUGACUCUAAAACCCUGACCCGCAACACGAGGCUCAUCGCAGAGGCCCUGACUCGAGUCAUCUACAACCUGACCGAGAAGGGGACACCCCCGGACAUGCCAGUCUUCAUGGAGCAGAUGCAGAUCCAACAGGAACAGCUGGACUCAGUGAUGGACUGGCUCACCAAUCAGCCCCGUGCUGCCCAGCUGGUGGACAAGGAUGGCACGUUCCUCAACACACUGGAGCACUACCUGAGCCGCUACCUGAAGGAGGUGAAGCAGCACCACAUCAAGGCCGACAAACGGGACCCCGAGUUUGUCUUCUAUGACCAGCUGAAGCAAGUGAUGAAUGCUUACAGGGUCAAGCCGGCCAUUUUCGACCUGCUCCUGGCUGUUUGCAUCGGCGCCUACCUUGGGAUGGCCUACACAGCGGUCCAGCACUUCGAUCUCCUAUACAAAACAGUUCAGAGACUGCUUCUGAAGGCCAAGACGCAGUGACAUGGCCGAGCCAGCACUGGGGGCCCCGCCAGCUGCUCUCACAAUGCACGGUCAGCGGGGCUCGCUCUGCAACGAUAUCCCAAAUUACAGAGCUUUUCUGUAUUGCUCUUGAGGAUUUGGGGAAUUCUUUCUCUUUUUUGUCCUUGGAACUCCCUUGGAGGAGCAUUGGGUGGAGUCCUGGGGCCAGACCACCGACUUGGGAACAAGCUGUGGAUGAGUCCCUGGCCCAGGGGUCGGCCCUGCAGUCUGCAGGGUACUAAGCCAGUGUGGAUGGAAGGAAACUCGCCUGGCACAGCCCAGAGGUCUGUGCCUGUGCUCCCCGCUGUUCCCAUCCCCCUUGGUGACUCGGAUACUCACUUCCUGUUUGUCUGAAGAGGGCAGCGCCAGCCUCUGGGUCCCCGGGUUGCAGUUUCUCUCCCGGAAGCCUUGUGUGCCCCACUCAGGCCAGGGCUGAAGGAAUGCAUCUUCCCUGAACCCCCGUUGGAUGGCUGAUGACCUGAAGACCCGGCAGCGUCCCUCACUCCACCUCCCUGUCCGGUCCCUCGUCGCUUCCCGUCACUGGAGCCUAUGGUGCCUCUGCUGCCUUUUGCUGUGCCCCAAGGCUGCCUUUUCUGGGCUCCCAACCCCUGGCCCUCAAGGGGGAACCUGGUGCCUGCAGAGGCCCCCGGGCUGGAAGCAGUCCUAGAGGAGGCCCUGUAGGAGAGGCCCCCUGCUGGAGACCUACUGGCCUCAGCUAACUUGCUUCUUUGCCUGGCUCCCUGGGCCUGUUUCCUCAUCUGUGAAAAAGAGAAUGGAGUGUCCUGGGGGAGCAACAUCCAUGUUGGGGGUGUCAAGCGGGAGCUUGCUGGAGAGACAUGACUGUGGGACCCAGAGGGGGAAGGUUGGGCUCCGUGGGGGCCUUGACCGAGCCCUCACUCCACAAACUGGGCACCUUGUGGGGUGUGAGCUCAAGAGGUGGGGAGGAGGCCUCCAGUGCUGGAUGGACCUCAGGGAGUUCCAGGUGUACUAAUUCAUGAGCAAUAUAAUCAAUUAAGCGUUAAGUGCUAAGGGGAGGGCCAGGAUAAAGGAGAAGGGGCUCCAAGCACCCAGGCACUGUCUCCACGGCUACCAGGGAGGUCUGAGCGGCUGGAAGGGACAGGAGGACUGACCCUCCCAAACCCUGCCCAGCCUGCCGCCGCCCCCUCCCUGAAGCCAGAUAGCUGGAGGGACUGGGUUCUUCUGGGGACUGUGUCUCCGCCCUGCCCGGUGAUUCCCCCAGAAACUGUUUACGGAAUGCCCGGUCCCUCUGGGUCCUCAUGCCAUGGGGGACGGGAGUAUGACAGCGGUGGGUGUGCUAUCUGGGGUUGCCGAGCGAGCAUCUUCCCUCCCCCAGAGCAGCUCAUCAGGACCACUGACCGUUCAGAGCUCAGGCUGAUUGUGGGACAGUUGGACGAUCAGAAAAUAAAGCCAUAUCGAACAAUCA
Molecule: messenger RNA, 3318 nt
Organism: Hipposideros armiger (great roundleaf bat)
Lineage: Eukaryota; Metazoa; Chordata; Mammalia; Chiroptera; Hipposideridae
Gene: NCLN
Product: nicalin
Exons: 15
Coding region: 165-1856 (563 amino acids)
Biological process (GO): regulation of signal transduction
Cellular component (GO): membrane
Source: RefSeq, a predicted model, not a curated record